GCCAUGCACAUUGCCGUUGGGAUGGAUGACGAAGACGGAGUGGUAGCGAGUUUUGGGUGUAUCUACUCGCAUCAUGGUGCCGUAUUGUGCGGCCGUCCCAAACCGUUGUGAGGGCCGGAAGAGCCGCAAUGCCGUGACGUGAGUUGGCCAACCCUCCGAGUUCAAACUUCAGAAUUCACACUUGCGACGGUCGACACAACAUCUCCGGCCCCGGCAAACCACACUCGCUCUAUGCACACCAAGCUGCUCUAUGGACUCCCUAGAUAACCUAACCCCGGAACAGCGGGACACGCUGCAAACGUUCCAGGCUGUCAUCCACAAUGAGGAUAUCGACACCGCCAUCGCCACUCUCGUAGCACAGGACUGGAAUUUGGAGAGAGCGGUCGCGAGCGCAUUCGGCGAUGAGUUGCCAACGCAGAGGGAGGUUCCGGAAGCUGAGGUUGCUCCGCCAGAAGACUUACAAACACAGCAAGGGCAUCCGGAUUUGGGGGUCCGGUCUCCGCGUCCAAAGAUGCUUUCUGUCUGGGGAUUGCUAGCGCUGCCGAUCACACUACCUCUGAACAUAGUAUGGGUGCUACUCUCCUACGCAGCCAGUUUCCUACCAGCCGCCCUGCGACCAAGCCUCCUAACCCCAGCAGGCCCGCAAAGAACAGGCACACAGAGCUCAGAUCCUCGCGCAGAUGCCCACCGCUUCCUCCUGGAUUUCGAGGAUACGUAUGGCAGGCAGCAUCCUGAGUUUUUCCAGGGGACGUAUACGCAGGCGUUGCAGAAGACGAAGACGGAGGUGCGGUAUCUGGUCGUGUAUCUGCAUUCCGCGGAGCAUGAUGAUACCGAGGAGUUUUGCAGACAAACAUUGUGCUCAGAGGACUUGAUUUCUGCGUUGCAACGGAGGAAUGUGAUCUUUUGGGCCGGGGACGUCGGGACGGUCGAGGGUUACCAAGUCAGCCACAUUCUCGCCGCAACUACCUACCCUUUCAUUGCGGUCAUCACACCAAACCAGACAAGGUUGGCUGUGGCUACGCGUUUAGAGGGUCCGACAAGCCCCUCUACUAUCAUUGACGCCUUGACGGCUGUCAUCGAAAUAACGGAGCCACAUGUCGCGACUCUCCGCGCUGAGCGGGAAUCGAGAGAACAAUCUCGAUCGAUUCGCGAGCAGCAAGACGAGGCGUACCAGGCUUCUUUGCGGGCUGAUAGAGAAAAGCGCCGGAAAGCCGAAGAGGAAGCAGAGCGCACCCGCCUAGAAGAGGAAGCCGCGCGGAAAGAAGAAGAGGAGCGGGAGGCCUUUCUCGAGCGACGGAAACGGCGGCGAGAAGAACUCCUCGCCAACCUGCCUACCGAGCCAGCAGCCGACGCGCCCAACAUCACAAAGCUGUCCAUCCGCCUCCCCAGCGGCGACCGCGUCAUUCGCCGGUUUGAUGCUGACGAUCUGGUUUCAAAGCUGUAUGAGUUUGUCGAGACGCGGGAUCUGGAGCCGCUUGAGGGCGAAUUCUUGGUUGUGGGGACGUUUCCGAGGGAGGUGUAUGACGAUCUGGAGAAGAGUUUGAAGGAGGUUGGGUUGGUGCCCAGCGCGUCUUUGGUCGUGGAAGAGGCGUAAAUAGCGUCUCACCCGUCUCUUGUUUAUUCCUUUGAAGAAUGAGUGCGUACAUACCCCGCUAAUGAACCCGACGGGCCGAAGUCGAUGUAGACAGAGUAUAACAGAAAUACGUGCCGCUUGCGAGGAGCAUGCUAUCAAAUCCAUUGGGUGA
Molecule: messenger RNA, 1745 nt
Organism: Fimicolochytrium jonesii
Lineage: Eukaryota; Fungi; Chytridiomycota; Chytridiomycetes; Spizellomycetales; Powellomycetaceae
Product: thioredoxin-like protein
Exons: 8
Coding region: 251-1594 (447 amino acids)
Cellular component (GO): endoplasmic reticulum
Molecular function (GO): ubiquitin binding
Source: RefSeq, a predicted model, not a curated record